Molecule: messenger RNA, 1001 nt
Organism: Aphanomyces invadans
Lineage: Eukaryota; Oomycota; Saprolegniomycetes; Saprolegniales; Verrucalvaceae
Exons: 3
Coding region: 22-981 (319 amino acids)
Molecular function (GO): protein binding
Source: RefSeq, a predicted model, not a curated record
GUACUGCGCGCAGGUGUCGACAUGUCGGCGCUGCCGCGCAACCAUGUCCUCCAACAGGCUACGUACUCCCCCGACUAUCUAACAUCAUCCCUCGACCUCGGGUACAAGGAAGCUGAAGAAGCGUGGUUCGCGCUCCUGCAACGUCAUCGACACAUUUACUUCGACACGAUGGCGCCGCUGGUCCAGUACAGCGUCGACGACAAACGUCGUCGGUACUGCAGCGCAACCCAGCUACAAACUGCAGCAGCGGCUAUUGAAGGGUCAACGUUGACCGUGAUGAAGCUGCAGCAGCAGCUCCUGGCGGCGUGGCACCGAGGCGCGAGUUUGUUUCAAGCGACGUGGCGAGGGCACGUAGCAAGGAAGACCAUGCGUGCAGCGAUGUGGGCCGCACGAAUCAAAAGAACAGAAUGGUUGUUUCGCAGAGCGCAAGGAAUACGGCGACUGGGAUUGGCCCGAAGGCACCGUCUCGCCCGGCAAGCUUGCCGCCACAUCAAGGGACUCGUUGUACGUGCCCACGUAAAUGCAAUGCGAAUUCAACGUCUCGCUCGGCAUUACUUGUUUCACAGCCGGCGGUGGCAUGCCGCGACGAGGCUCCAGAAAUGGUACGUCCACCGAGUGCGCCACCGAAACUUGACGACGGCGUUGGCGCGACUGCACGGAUUUCUGAAACGCCAGCGUCGCAAUGCGCUCCUCGAAGAGUAUGCUGCUGCUGCGUUAGACGCAAGGCAGCGCCAACGUGAGCGGGCGCAAGCUGUGUACUUCUCCAUGAAACCGGACCACGUCAUCGUCCACAGGAUGGUGGCAGCAAGGAAGCGCGUGGUGAAGGAUACACUGGGAACAUCCCGCCCCCCAAUGGCCCCCAACUCGAGUGCCCAUCGCAGCCGCGCCGUGCUGCCGCUGCCAAUGGCAACCAACAAAAUGAUGGCUGAAGCACUUGCCGCGCAGUCGUCGAUACACAAGCGUGACCGUAGGAUAAUCUGACCGAUCUAGCCAUCUUUCUU